Molecule: messenger RNA, 795 nt
Organism: Meira miltonrushii
Lineage: Eukaryota; Fungi; Basidiomycota; Exobasidiomycetes; Exobasidiales; Brachybasidiaceae
Product: LIM-domain-containing protein
Exons: 3
Coding region: 1-795 (264 amino acids)
Cellular component (GO): Z disc; nucleus
Molecular function (GO): transcription coregulator activity
Source: RefSeq, a predicted model, not a curated record
AUGGCGCCUCAACAACAAAGUGCCCCAGUCCCUUUCCCGACAUCUACCGCCAUGCCUCCACCACCUGUACCUGUCAAUCAACCUAUGAGUGGCCAACCACGUCAACGAACGGCCAGUAAACCAUUCGCUGCGCCUGCUCCUGCUUCUGCACCUUCGAUCGGUAGUGGAGCAGCUUGUGCUACAUGUCAAAAAUGGAUCGGAGGUAGAGUGGUUCAUGCGAUGUCACAUACAUUCCAUCCUGAUUGUUUCGUUUGCUCGCAUUGUAGCGAAGCAUUGGAACAUGUUGCCUUCUACGAACAUGAAGGCAGACCAUAUUGUCAUUUUGACUUUCACGAAUUGUUCUCCAAGCGCUGUUUCCAUUGUAGAACGCCAAUCGUUGAUCAACGAUAUAUCACGAUCAAUGAUGUAGAAUUGGUCGGAAACGAUGGAACAGGUGAAACGCAAGAAAGGUGUUAUCAUGACAUGCACUUCUUUUGUGCAAAUUGCGGCGAUCCAUUCUUGGAUCCAAAGUUGGCAAAUGGUCACGUUCGCUUUGGCGGAAGAGAAUUUGUUGUUCACAAGGGAUACCCUUAUUGUGAACAUUGUCAUGUUUCUUUGCAUAAACCUAGAUGUAAAGGAUGCAAGAACCCGAUCAUCGAUGAAGAAUACCUUACUGCUUUGCGUGGUAAAUGGCAUAUCGGAUGUUUCUGCUGUGAACGUUGUCAACAUCCGAUCGAUUCGGACAACUUCUUUGUUCGUGAUGGUCAAGCAUACGAUGAAGAAUGCUACAAGAUUAAAUUGCGCAGUGAGCUGUAA